Molecule: messenger RNA, 974 nt
Organism: Notothenia coriiceps (black rockcod)
Lineage: Eukaryota; Metazoa; Chordata; Actinopteri; Perciformes; Nototheniidae
Product: cholesterol 7-alpha-monooxygenase-like
Exons: 2
Biological process (GO): cholesterol homeostasis; bile acid biosynthetic process
Molecular function (GO): oxidoreductase activity, acting on paired donors, with incorporation or reduction of molecular oxygen; heme binding; steroid hydroxylase activity
Source: RefSeq, a predicted model, not a curated record
AGAGCUCCAUCAGCGAGGGUCUGCGUCUGUCCUCGGCCUCCACCAACAUCCGGGUGUCUCAGGAGGACUUCAGUCUGCGUCUGGAUGAAGAGCGCUCUGCGUCCGUGAGGAAGGGAGACGUGAUCGCCCUCUACCCCCAGAGCAUGCACAUGGACCCCGACAUCUACCAGGACCCCCAGUCGUUCCGCUACGACCGCUUCGUCCAGGACGGCCGAGUGAAGACGGACUUCUAUAAGAGCGGGCAGAAGCUGAAGUUCUUCCUGAUGCCCUUCGGCUCCGGCGCCUCCAUGUGUCCCGGACGAUACUUCGCCGUCAACGAGAUCAAGCAGUUCCUGAGUCUGGUGCUGCUGUACCUGGACCUGGACCUGCAGCCGGGUCAGAACCGGGUCUCUCUGGACUACAGCCGGGCCGGGCUGGGCAUCCUGCUGCCGGACGCAGACGUACGCUUCCACUACCGGCUGAGAGCCGCCAGCCAGAGCCCGGCCGAGUAGCUUCCACCUUCAUAACCUCUCGCCUUAAAGCUCUCCUAUCGUGCUGUUUUGAGGCAUACAGUAUAUUAUGGGUCUCAGAUAUAUACAAAUAUUUUUUUAAAACAUGUCUAUGAAGUGUUUUGCUCCAAAUACCAAACAGAAACCCAUUCUAGCUUCAAAGCCCUCUAUUUCUAGUUAGCGCUACUUGCUAAUGUAAACACAGACCAUAGUACUUCUAAAACACGUCAAACCCAGUUUGGAUUGAACCACGCCCACUUCACAUUAAAGGUCUCCUAUCAUGCUGUUUGUAGGCAUACAUUGUGGGUAUCAGAUAUCUGAAGUGUCCUGCUCCAAACCCCAAACAGAUACUUCUAUACCCCCCCCCCCCUCUCUUCCAGCUGUUACUAAAGAGAUGACUCUGGGUCUGUAGCUUUAAUAACAAAUAAAGAAAGAGAGAGUAGAUCUCGUUCAGAUUCAGGGCUUUAGAGGAGCUGCUACUGGCUA